UGGCACAGUGCUACCAUUUCAUAGCUCGAAAAUCCCACUAGACUUUAGAUGCUGGAAGUUUAAAGAUGUCUGUGCGUAGUGAAGGUUGUAUUGUGCGGGUGUGAAUAAAAAUACUCAAUAAUGUGGGACGAAUAUGUUAAGCGUGUAAUUAUAUUACACAGCCAGAUAUUUGAUGUACAUAUUAUUUUCACAUCAUGUUCUCAAAAAUCGUCGCGUAAUUUUUGUUUUCUAUCCAAACAAUAUUGAUUACAUUAGAAUUAUUUCCGCGUAUUACGUUACCAAACACGAGUGGGUUGCAAAAUUUAAAGCGUUUGGUAACCUUACAAUCCUACUCCUAAAGAAUGUCGACAUGAGUGAAACGAAAAUAGUAAGCUCUUCAUUGGUAAUUCGCAGUGAGGUGCAAGCUGUUGACUGUGAUAAUUCUGCUGGUGCCUGAGAAAUUUUAUAUAGAAAGGAGGUGUAACACUAACUACAUGCAGUUAUGAAGAUGAGAAAAAUUAUGAUAACAAGCAUGGCUGUGAUCAACUGCUACCGCAAGAAGCGGUGCCUGCUCCUUCUGACGAUCUUGUGGGGGGCCGCGAUUCUGUCGCUGUUCCACGCGUACAGCCAGCACAUGGAGGAGGAGAGCAAGUCCUUCGGCUACUACAUCAAGAGCCGGCUGCUGCUGCAGAAGCUGAUCGACAGCCACACGCCGGUGCCCGACGCCAAAGUGACCAACGCGUCGCCCCUGGAGGAGCUGCUGACGCUCGAGCCCAGGGUGGACAGGUCGGCGCCGAUGAGCGAGGAACAGGUGGUCGAGGAGAUACAGCGCAAGCUCCCGAGCCUGCCCAUCGCCUACUGGAACCGCAACAAGAACAAGGCCAUGCACUACAAGAACAGCAGCUGCGCGCGCCUGCCGAGUGUCUUCGAGCUGGAGUACAACAACGUCUACUGGCAGACCCUGCGCACGUCCAACGGCACGUUCCAGCUGUUCGGGGCGUACUACGACGUGCGCAGGCUCAGCCGGAUCGGCCCCGCGCUGCGCAUCCUCGGCAUGAUCGACCGCAUCGAGCCGGCCGUCAAGACCUACUGCCAGAUCUGGUUCGACAACGUCAAAGAGCCGGCGCUCGUCAAGACGAUGGAGUACAAGUACAUCUGGCACAAGAAGUGGGGGAACUACAAGCAGGGCAUAUACCAGCCGUACCUGAUAGCGUGCCAGAUACCCGCGAAGUACCACAAGCUGGUCCCCAAGACGGUGUCCGUCGUCGAGAAGCCGUGCGACAUCGCGACGAACAACCUCCGGGUGAUAUACGACCGCCCGAGCGAAAAGAAGGACUUCGCGGUCUGCGUGAAGGGCCUUGACUUCCUCCACGAAGACAUCUCCGUCCGCCUGGUGGAGUGGAUCGAGCUCCUGGGAGUCCUGGGCGCCGACAAGAUCUUCUUCUACCAGCUGCAGGUCCACCCGAACGUCAGCAAGGUGCUGUCGUACUACGAGGAGCGCGGCCGGGUCAAGGUGACGCCCCUGACACUUCCCGGCGGCCAGCCCAACCUGCCCAACUUCCAGCACAUAUUCCUCAUCAAGAAGGUGAACCACAAGCGGCAGAACGAGCUCAUCCCGUACAACGACUGCCUGUACAAGAACCUGUACAGCUACAAGUUCAUCGCGCUGCUGGACACGGACGAGGUCAUCAUGCCGCUGAAGACGUCCUCGUGGCGGGAGCUGAUGAACGACGUCCUGCCCAAGGCGCUCGCCGUGCGGAACGACACCAGCGCGUCGUACAACGUGCGGAACGUGUACUUCCUGGACGACCUCCUGCACGAGCACGGCUGGUUCAAGAACAUCCCGCGCUACCUGCACAUGCUGCAGCACGUGUACCGGAGCAAGAACUUCACCAAGCCCAACCAGUACGUCAAGUGCUUCCACAACCCGGAGCGCGCCCUCACCUUGCACAACCACUUCCCGCUGGCCUGCCUCGCGUCGGGCUGCACCUCCUACGCCGUCGACACGGCCGACGCCCAGCUCCAGCACUACCGCGCCGACUGCGUGCGCACCUUGAAGAAGACGUGCGUGGAGUACCGCAAGAACAGCGUCAUCGACACAACCGUGUGGAAGUUCAAGGACAGCCUCAUCGCCAGGACCGCCAAGAGCCUCAAAGAGCUGGGGUUCUUCGGCUCGUAAUCCGCGCGAGCGGCGGGUUGCAGAAGGGCUGGCGAUCGUUAGUGAAAGCACAACCAUCUAAAUUUUGUGAAAAUCAAGACGAAAACAAAAAUUCUUCAUCAAGGUUCACUUCUCAGUCAAAAUUUUUUUUUCUAAUUUCUAAAAUGUGUCUUGUUCUUUUAGAGUUAAAACGGAAGGUAAUACUUAUUUAAGUUAUACUUUUUAUGUUAUGCGUUUUAAAUAGUAAUUAAUGUUUAAGAAAAUUACGUGCCUCAAUUCUGAUUCUUAGAGAAAAAGGAAGUUUGCAUAUGAACUGAGGAAAAAAAAAUAUUAUUUUCUGGCUCUCAAAAAUUAAUUCUUCUAUGCCACUUUAACUGACAGCGGUUCAUAUCGAGAUAAAAGGUUUUUUGUGUUUUGAUUUUCACAAUAAUGAAUAACGAUGCUGAAAAUUUGCGCAACCCAGUGGAGCAUCAGCACGGGACUGCUUCGUGUUCUGACAGGUUGAAGGAGUUCUGGCUGAAGAUAAGGCGGUGUCUCCCUCACUUCUGGUGCGCUGAGCUACCCGUUGCGAACUGCCGAGAGUACGGUAGGUGGUUUCUCAAACAAUCAACUCAUGCUCAAGUAAUUUUAAAAGUCAAAUUAUUUCCUCGUCCUUUUGUGAUGGGUAAAAAGUCGUAGCCAAAGGUUCCAAAUGGAAAUUACUUAAUUCUGCAUGAGGGUUCAUGCGCUUUACAUCCUCUUGCAAUUUUGUGACUUAAAAAAGACUUUGUACUGACUUUGUAUUACUGUUGGUUGUAAAGUUUAUAUACUUAUAUAUAUAUAUAUAUAUUUUAUAGUGGUUUUUAUAUACUCCAGUUUACAGUAAGAUUCAAGGUAAGUGUAGUUUGAUGUCCUUUUAGACCUCACAAGAUCUGAUUGAAGGCUGUUACCAAACUCUAAAACUGUAAAUCACUGUUUUCACUGGAUUGUAAUUAGCAAUCACAUUUAACAUCACUACCAGAGAUAAAACUGCCACUGGUUUUAGUAGUCUGUUUCUCAAAGUUAGUUUCCCCUACUGUCAUUUGCGUUUGCCACUAAAGGAAUAAUGGGACCAAAUAAUUGACAUAUUGCCAAUAAAACGUAGUAAAGGCAUCACAACAAUCUUACUGUGCACAGGAAAUGACUUAGUAAGCCAAAUAUGAUAUAUUGUUAAAAAAUAAUGUGUGUAGGGAACAUUUGAAAAUGUAUCAGUUGAUGUAAUGAAUGUGUUAGAUUGGUAGCCUUGCUUUUCCGGUGUCCUUUUUUUUUUUUUUUUACGAAGGCGGAGGUAAAACACAGGCAACUAAUUAGUACUUUGGCCUCUUUUUUAUUUCACCAAGGUGAUGAAUCUCGUUGGCUUUAAGAAAUCUCGUACGAAAACAACCUCACGAUUUGUUUGAAUAAAAAAGAAGCAGCAGACUGAAAAACAAAUCACGCAGGGUCUAAGUUACAAAUAUCAGUAAAAUGGCAAAAAGCCUGAAGGCUACAAACUAAUUUUGUUAUUCUGUCGCAGUCUUUGCUUAGCGCCUGGUAUGAAAUGGUUGAUCACCCUUCACCUCUCAAUUACUACAAAGCGUGUUUUUUUUUUUUUUUUUUUUUUUUGUUUUCUCGGCCAUAAGGGUGCAUAA
Messenger RNA from Bacillus rossius redtenbacheri, 3783 nucleotides. RefSeq lists its product as uncharacterized. The transcript has 3 exons. Gene Ontology annotation, cellular component: cytoplasm. Bases 482 to 2158 code for a protein of 558 amino acids. The record is from RefSeq and is a predicted model, not a curated record. Lineage: Eukaryota; Metazoa; Arthropoda; Insecta; Phasmatodea; Bacillidae. Gene Ontology annotation, molecular function: glycosyltransferase activity.